AUGGAUGAAAAUGAUAAUAAGGGUUGUCGUAUGGCAUCAUCGAUCCCAACGGAAUCUGCUUACUCAUUGAGCAAGUCGGAUUUACCGGAAUUAAAGCAAAAUAUUUUGAAAUCAGAUUUCAAACCGGUGCAGGAUCCGUUAUCAGCAGCAUUAAAACUAAGGAAAAAACGGAACAGUUUAUUCGUUGAUUAUCAUUCAUGGCAUAUUAGCAUAAUUGAUAUUAGUAGUUUGGAUUCUUUAUGA
This is a messenger RNA of Cercopithifilaria johnstoni, 243 nucleotides long. The record is from the annotation of a GenBank genome assembly. NCBI's taxonomy places the organism in Eukaryota, Metazoa, Nematoda, Chromadorea, Rhabditida, Onchocercidae.